Myxocyprinus asiaticus (Chinese sucker) is the source of this 3018-nucleotide messenger RNA. Its product is annotated as WD repeat domain phosphoinositide-interacting protein 3-like. Gene Ontology annotation, cellular component: phagophore assembly site membrane; extrinsic component of membrane; cytosol. Gene Ontology annotation, biological process: protein lipidation; autophagy of mitochondrion; nucleophagy. The transcript is spliced from 10 exons. Gene Ontology annotation, molecular function: protein binding; phosphatidylinositol-3-phosphate binding; phosphatidylinositol-3,5-bisphosphate binding. Bases 127 to 1161 code for a protein of 344 amino acids. Lineage: Eukaryota; Metazoa; Chordata; Actinopteri; Cypriniformes; Catostomidae. The record is from RefSeq and is a predicted model, not a curated record.
AUAUUAAAACCCAUGUACCAAGCAUUAGCCUGCCAACUUUAGCCCUUAUAGGUGGCUGGAGGAAUGCUGUCGCUUUGUUAGAGUUAUACUCUUUCCAUUUAGAUUGGUCAAAUAACACCGAGCACUAUGAAUUUAUUACCAUCCAAUCCCCACGGUAAUGGAUUACUUUAUUCUGGAUUUAACCAGGAUCACGGAUGUUUUGCAUGUGGAAUGGAAAAUGGAUUCAGGGUGUAUAACACAGACCCUCUUAAAGAAAAGGAAAAACAAGAGUUUCUUGAGGGAGGAAUCAGUCACGUGGAGAUGCUUUUUCGAUGCAAUUAUCUUGCGCUUGUUGGAGGAGGAAAAAAACCCAAGUACCCUCCCAAUAAAGUGAUGAUUUGGGAUGACCUGAAGAAAAAGACUGUGAUAGAGAUUGAGUUUUCCACUGAGGUCAAAGCUGUUAAGCUUCGACGUGACAGAAUUGUUGUGGUCCUGGAUUCCAUGAUUAAAGUCUUUACAUUUACUCAUAAUCCUCAUCAGCUACAUGUCUUUGAAACGUGCUAUAACCCUAAAGGUUUGUGUGUCUUGUGCCCAAACAGUAACAAUUCAUUGCUAGCAUUCCCAGCCACUCACUCUGGACAUGUUCAGAUAGUAGACCUGGCCAACACAGAGAAACCUCCUGUUGAUAUUCCUGCCCAUGAGGGUGCUCUGUGCUGCAUCGCUCUAAACCUUCAGGGCACGCGGAUAGCUACAGCAUCUGAAAAAGGGACCCUGAUCAGAAUAUUUGACACCUCAGCAGGUCAACUUAUUCAGGAGCUAAGAAGAGGAUCACAAACUGCCAACAUAUACUGCAUCAAUUUCAACCAGGAUGCAUCUCUUAUCUGUGUAUCAAGUGAUCAUGGAACAGUUCACAUAUUUGCUGCAGAGGAUCCAAAAAUGAACAAGCAAUCCAGCUUGGCAUCAGCCAGUUUCCUCCCCAAGUAUUUCAGCUCCAAAUGGAGUUUCUCCAAGUUCCAAGUCCCAUCUGGUUCACCCUGUGUCUGUGCCUUUGGAACAGAACCCAAUGCUGUUAUAGCUAUUUGUGCUGACGGCAGCUACUACAAGUUUCUGUUCAACCAAAAAGGGGAGUGCUCAAGGGAUGUUUAUGCACAGUUCUUGGAAAUGACAGACGAGAACAUCUGAGCAUAGACACUACUUCAUUUUAUGAGAUUCAGUUUAUUUCUUGACAUCUCCAAGCUUGAAGGAUGUCAGAGAACUCAAAUGGCAUUCAUAUGACAGACUCACUUUUUGGAGAUCACCAUGUAAUCGAUGUGGAGGAGAGAUCAAAAUAAACAUUAAAUUCUCUCUUGAUUCAAACCAAAAGAGACAUUUCUAUGAACAAGCAGAGAGCAGGUUAAAAAACUGUGACUACUCACUCAUUCUGUGGAGUGAGAAGAGGAAAACCUUUUUUUUUUUUUAAAGGACAACCAUUGUUUUUUUUGUUGUUGUUUUUUUUUUUUUAAAUCUCUUCUAUUGGAUUUUUAAAGGUUUGAAUGUCCUUGGAUAGAUAGCAAGAGAGAUCAUCUUUGUCCGCUAACAAAACCUAAUAUAGGGAGUGCCUGUGUAAUUAAGACGAGAGGUGGGUGUAUACAUGUAUAUAUUUACAAACUAUUUGGUAGUGUUAGAUAUUGUUUUACUCGCUCAAGUACACAAGUUACUGCAGAAAAUUAUGUAACUAUGUAGACAGUGUAUGGACUAGUAUAACAAAAACAACAUUUUAUGGUAUAAAUAUGUGCUCAUUUCAUGUACUGCAAUAUUCUUUAUUUUAGUUUUUUUGCAGGUAUUUGUUGGAAUUUAAGAGCUAUAUAAAUUUUUUGCUUCAGCCACUGUGCUAUCACAUUAGAAACACAAAAUAUAUACACAACAAAUUUGGCCAUGUGGAGGACUUAAGAAUUUGAUUGUCAUAAAAAGUCCACAUUUAAGCUCUUAAUUGUAGCAUAACUCUAAAACCCCAUGUUUUUGUGUGCAUACAGCAUCCCAAAUGAAUCGGGAAUUACUGUAAUAGUUUGGGUGUAAAUGGAAUACUAUUUUAAAGAAAUGUUCUGGGUUCAAUACAAGUUGAGCUCAAUCGACAGCAUUUGUGGCUUAAUGUUGAUUAAUACAAAACAUUAUUUUGACUUUAAAAAAAGCAAAAGUCUGGGUUUGUUGUUUGUUUGUUUUUAACGCCAUGCCAGCUUCUAUGGCUAUUUCCAAAAAUCUGGGUUACAGUGAGGCACUUACAAUGGAAGUGAACGGGGGCCAAUCCAUAAACAUUAAAAUAGUCACCGUUUCAAAAGUAUAGCCACAAGACAAACAAUAUAUGUGUUAAAGUGAUUUUAGUGUGAAUAAAUCACUUUUUAAACCAUUUUCUGUGUAAAGUUAUAUGACGAUACAAUGUCAACAAACCCUAAAAUGAAUGUAAAAAUGACAACUUUACAGGUAAAAUAAUACGUGAGUUUUAACAGAAGAAUUAAUGUAAGUGCUUUUAUAAGAUUAUAAGCUUCAGAUUUCUGUCUUUAAACCCUCCAAAUAUUGGCCCCAUUCACUUCCAUUGUAAGUGCCUCACUGUGACAGACAAGUGAAAAAAAUUUUUUGUGGUAAUCAACAUGCCACAAAUGAUGUCGAUUGAGCUGUAUUGAACCCGAAAUAUUUAACAAAGAACACAUUUAUGACUGAUUUAUUCUCUUGUUUAACAGCUAGAAUUAGCACUUAAUAUAGUAUGUCACAUUAAUAUUUCUUUGAAAGACUAAUGCACUAAAAUUCUACCAAAGUGCCCAGUCUUAUCACUAGAACAUUAAGUAUUUUUUAUUGUGUCUUAAUUCUUAUAACUGUUCUUUGAAAUAUAUCUGUAAGCUGUUUUGUUACUCUUUUGAUGCUUUUGUCAUUAAUAAUAUGCAAGUAAUUAUGCUUAUGAUUAAUUUCAUGAAUAUGGUGUUACAUAUGCUCUGAUUGUGUGGCCUGAGGGGAUGCCCACAGAAAUCAGUAUCAUGUGACAAAUUAAAAGAUGAUUGUACAAUAACG